AUGUCUGGGCUAUCAAUGUUGGAACUGCAUAUUACUGAGUUGGAGAGCAGGCGUCGAAGGUCUGCCCAAGCGCGAGUUCCAUCAGAUCCCAAUGCCUGGCAGCAGAUACGUGAGAAUUAUGAAGCUAUAAUUCUAGAGGACCAUGCAUUUUCAGAGCAACUCAAUGUUGAGUAUGCUUUGUGGCAGUUACAUUACAAGCGGAUCGACGAAUUGCGUGCACACUUUAGUGCUGCUACGGCUUCUACAGAUCAGAGCAAAGUAUGGGCUUCCUCUUGGCUAUUUGUCUGUGAUUCUGAAAAUCGAAUUGUUAUGGAUACGGAUGGAAUGAAAUCUGCUGACAUGAAGAAAGGUUUGAUAUCAUGUCACCGCUGUUUGAUUUACUUGGGUGACCUUGCAUGCUACAAAGGACUGUAUGGAGAGGGGGACUCCAAAACUCGUGAGUAUGCUGCUGCCUCAAGUUACUACUUGCAAGCUGCAUCUUGUUGGCCAUCAAGUGGGAAUCCUCAUCAUCAGCUUGCUAUACUGGCCUCUCAUUCAGGCGAUGAGGUGGUCACUGUUUAUCGAUAUUUUCGUAGCCUGGUUGUGGAUAAUCCCUUUUCAACUGCAAGGGAGAACUUGAUUGUGGCAUUUGAGAAGAGCCUUGUGGUAAUAAUGCAGGAUGAUAUCAUAGCUGUAAAUUCAAAUCGGAAGAAAGAACAAUCCAGCAUUUGGGACUAUUCAAAGUCACACACAUCGAAUUGCUGCAAUGGAACAGCAACAGCAACAACAGUCUGCCUCUAUGCAAGCUCUGGGUUUAAUUUGUUCCCAUAACUGUGUUAUGUG
Fragaria vesca subsp. vesca is the source of this 822-nucleotide messenger RNA. Its product is annotated as telomerase-binding protein EST1A-like. Gene Ontology annotation, cellular component: telomerase holoenzyme complex. Gene Ontology annotation, molecular function: telomeric repeat DNA binding; telomerase RNA binding; protein binding. Gene Ontology annotation, biological process: nuclear-transcribed mRNA catabolic process, nonsense-mediated decay. The coding region runs from base 1 to 810 and encodes 269 amino acids. The transcript is spliced from 6 exons. The record is from RefSeq and is a predicted model, not a curated record. Lineage: Eukaryota; Viridiplantae; Streptophyta; Magnoliopsida; Rosales; Rosaceae.